Molecule: messenger RNA, 663 nt
Organism: Miscanthus lutarioriparius
Lineage: Eukaryota; Viridiplantae; Streptophyta; Magnoliopsida; Poales; Poaceae
Source: the annotation of a GenBank genome assembly
AUGGGGCAGCAGUCGCUGAUCUACGCGUUCGUGGCCCGUGGCACGGUCAUACUGACCGAGUACACGGAGUUCACCGGCAACUUCACCACCAUCGCCUCCCAGUGCCUCAUGAAGCUCCCCGCAAGCAACAACAAGUUCACCUACAACUGCGACGGCCACACCUUCAAUUACCUCGUGGAAGACGGAUUCACAUACUGUGUUGUUGCUGUUGAAUCGGUGGGACAACAAAUUCCCAUUGCUUUCAUGGAUAGGGUUAAGGAGGAUUUCACAAAAAGGUAUGGUGGUGGGAAAGCUGCUACUGCCGCAGCUAACAGCCUCAACCGAGAGUUCGGAUCAAAACUUAAAGAGCACAUGCAGUAUUGUGUGGAUCACCCUGAAGAGGUUAGCAAGCUGGCCAAAGUGAAGGCGCAGGUUUCAGAAGUCAAGGGUGUUAUGAUGGAAAACAUUGAAAAGGUUCUAGAUCGUGGAGAGAAGAUUGAGCUGCUUGUCGACAAGACUGAGAAUCUGCGCUCACAGGCACAAGAUUUCAGACAGCAAGGAACAAAUGUGAGGAGAAAGAUGUGGUUACAGAACAUGAAAAUCAAGCUCAUCGUCCUGGGAAUAAUCAUUGCACUUAUUCUGAUCAUUAUCCUCUCUGUCUGUCAUGGUUUCAAAUGCCAUUAA